GGGAGUGAGUGGUCCACACCAAACAGCCCUCUCGCCAACUGAGAUCUCAGCGUAACGUCCACCCGCACCUGGCGUGGUUUCCUUCCCAAGCCAUGGGACGUUCCCCGGCAGCACUCCCUCGCCUCGUGCUCGUGGUUGCAACACUCUGCCUCCUGAGCGCCCCAAACACAGUGGUGCUGCGCGUUGACGCGCAGUCCCGAGACUGUAGUGACCUCCUACUGGCCUGCGACGAGAGCGAUUUCUGCAGCGCGUGCCUUGCUUCCACGAGCGAGCCGGCUUACGCGGCCUGCGAAUCGGCACUCCCUUCGGACCUCUUCGUGUGCCAAUACGCGGAGUACAAUGUCUGCUGCUACAACGAGGCGUCGGGCAACGACUGCGUCGGCGACCCGGUGACGUACGCGUACCUCGAGUGCCUCUGGGACACCACCGACUCGUGCGAGGACGACGACUGGACCUGCAGCGGCAGCUUCACCGCGGCGCCCACGCCUGCCCCCUCGGAGCUAACGGUCAGCGCUAGCGUGGCCCCGACCGCCAGCGGCGAUAGCGAGGACACCGACACGACCUCGGGGGGAAGCGCCCUGUUCUCGACUAGUGUCGGCCGUGUCGCGACGGGCCUGCUCGCGUUCUGCGCCGCUGCCGCAGCCGUGGUUGUGUAGUGGAACUGAGGGGAGUGCUGCUGCCGCACGCGUGCAGCUCGGUUCCUAAGCGUGUUCCCGAUACGUCUGAUGCACAGAUCAGUGUCAUCAAGGGGUGAUGAUGGAAAAUGACAAAAAAAACAACAACAGCUACAGGUAGCUGUGCUGGCUGCAAGCUGCCAGUUGGUUGGGACUUUUCCCUCGAUAAGAGAGAGAGACGGGUGCCGGGUUAUGACCCAGGUGUUGCUGCAGUGCUCAACCAAAUGUCGGGGAUCGCCCGGUACCAUAUAUUUCGACCGCGCAUUGAUUGGAAUAGUCAGAUCGGCCGGUUUUGCUUGAGUCUGCUAUGUUGUGCGUAGAGAUACGCUUCCGAUUGCUGUUUUUGGGUGCCGCUCUGUUUUCUUUGCGGUGUUUGUAGUAC
Molecule: messenger RNA, 1056 nt
Organism: Ectocarpus siliculosus
Lineage: Eukaryota; Phaeophyceae; Ectocarpales; Ectocarpaceae
Source: the annotation of a GenBank genome assembly